Messenger RNA from Oncorhynchus nerka (sockeye salmon), 2483 nucleotides. Its product is annotated as cell cycle control protein 50A-like. Gene Ontology annotation, cellular component: endoplasmic reticulum; plasma membrane; Golgi apparatus. Bases 247 to 1359 code for a protein of 370 amino acids. The transcript has 7 exons. The record is from RefSeq and is a predicted model, not a curated record. NCBI's taxonomy places the organism in Eukaryota, Metazoa, Chordata, Actinopteri, Salmoniformes, Salmonidae.
AUUGGUUUAGGAGCUUCCUGAUUCCAUCUCAUCCUUAGCUGCCUACUUUCGCAUUAGAUCGAAAUCCUCUCCAAAGCGGAUCCAAAAUGUUUGUAUGUUUUAAGUGAUUACAUUUAAUGUUACGUAACAUUAUAGAGAAUAUAACUUUCGUUUCUAAGGGAAUCAAUCAAUCCGCUUUCUCGCGACAUAGCCAGCUGUCACUAUUGUUGACAGUGUGGAUUAUUUUGCUCGACGAGAACUGCAGCCAUGAUGGCGUCUAACUACAACGCUAAGGAAGAGGACGGGCACCAGCCUGCUGCUAUUGGCCAUGGAGGAGCAGGAACUGUCAAAAAUAAAAAGCCGGACAACACUGCGUUCAAACAACAAAGACUGCCCGCUUGGCAACCUAUUUUGACAGCCGGCACUGUUCUUCCUGCUUUCUUUGUCAUUGGUCUCAUCUUUAUCCCAAUCGGCAUUGGCCUAUUCGUGACAUCAAACAACAUCAAAGAGUUAGAGAUCGAUUACACUGGUGUUGACAUGUCAAGUCCGUGCUAUAACUGCUCUCAAAGCUACAGCUGGAACAGCACAAAGCCAUGUACCUGCUCUGUUCCCUUCUCUCUGGAUCAACCAUUUGAGAGCAACGUGUUCAUGUACUACGGAUUGUCAAACUUCUAUCAGAAUCACAGACGCUAUGUGAAGUCCAGAGAUGACAGCCAGUUGAAUGGAGACAAAGCUUCUCUGAAGAGCCCCAGCAAGGAAUGUGAGCCGUACCGCACCAGUGGCGAAAAGCCUAUCGCUCCAUGUGGCGCAAUCGCCAACAGCCUCUUCAAUGACACUCUGGAGCUGUAUUACAUUGACCCCAAUGGCUCCAGAACUGCGAUUCCUCUGGUGAAGAAGGGUAUUGCAUGGUGGACAGACAAGCAUGUGAAGUUUAGGAACCCCGGUGGAAACGACAACCUCACUGUAGUUUUCCAAGGUACCAGCAAACCUGUCAACUGGAGGAAAUCUGUCUAUGAGCUGGACCCUUCAGACCCUGACAACAAUGGCUUCAUCAAUGAGGAUUUCAUUGUGUGGAUGAGGACAGCUGCCCUGCCCACCUUCCGCAAGCUGUACCGCAUCAUCCAUAAGAAGCCCAACAUGACCCCGACUCUGCCCCUAGGACAAUACAUCCUGGAGGUCACCUACAAUUAUCCCGUGCGGAGCUUCGAGGGCAGGAAGCGUAUGAUCCUGAGCACCAUCUCCUGGAUGGGUGGCAAGAACCCCUUCCUGGGCAUUGCUUACAUCACCGUGGGCUCAGUCUGCUUCUUCCUGGGCAUCGUCCUCCUCAUCAUCCACCACAAAUAUGGCAACCGUAACCACAGUGCAGACAUUCACAGCUAAGUCUUCCUAGUAUGGAGACCGUACCUCCUCCUCCCUCUGCAUGCCUGGGUAUAGCCACCACUGGUCUGGCCCUGCUCUGCUCUGGACUGCUUGCUGAUUUAGCCUGGAUGCACUUGUCUUUGUUUGUUCAAAUGUUUGUGUUUUGUGUUGUAAUGUUAGCUCACUCAUCCCCACCUCCAGGGGAAGGCUGCAGUCUGGUGUUUGUUCAGAAGGUUGAUACAUUCAGCACAUUCCAGAUAGAUAUAUUUUGUGUAGAACUGACACAAUUGCUGAUUCUGAGACUAUAGUCUGUUCUACAAAAUAUAUUUCUAACGUUGUGCCCUCCUGAAUAAGCUCAAGGUGUGUGUUGUAGAGUGAGUGACACCCUGUAAACUAAUGGGAUGAGACACAAGAAGGCUCUGGGAGCUUAGGAUACUGUGUCUUUGUAUGACAUGACUGCUGAAAUGGUUGCCUGUGUACCUUAAGUACAUUGUGUAUUUCUAUUUAUCCAUAUGUUGUCUCAAAGGAGAACAUGUAUAUUAUUUGAGCAAUGCUUGUCAUGAUGCUUGUCAUAAAUGUCUCGAUACUGAAGGAUGUUUAUAUUUUUAACUAAGUUCCACACUCAUUAUGUAAUAUGUCCUGCUGGUGAACGUACUAAUGUAUUUCAUUUACAUACAUCUGAGGCUUAAAUGGGGAACAAAAGCUCAUAGCCAUGUUGCUCUGCUUUGUUCGUAAUGAGGGCCAACCAUUUUAAGGGAUAAAAGCAGUCAUAGAUUUUACCAAAUGUUCACAUACAGAUUGUAUUGACUCUCAACAAUUUGUUUGUCAAUGUCUAAUAGUUCAAUAUAUAAUCAAAAACAUUUUCUACAAAUUUUAUUUGAAAGUUUUUUUAUGGACCAAUGCUACUGACUUUGUCUCUACGAUGAUGCUUGACUAUCAAAAUCUAAUUCAAAACAAAUGUAUCAUUUCAAUGUUGACCAAAUGCUAUGCAUUUUACAAGUGUCACAUUUUGUUAUGCAGUUCCUACAUUUUUCAUUUGGUCAUUAUUUCUUUCAAAGCUAAUUCUGCCUUUUUAUUCUUUAAUAUGGUGUUGGAUAAUUUACUGAUAUUACAGAUGUUAAUAAAAUAAAAUGUUAUUGUUUUGA